AUGGAAUUUCCAUUCGAAAUCUUAAUUCCUAGUGGCUGUUGGACAAAGCAAAGGAACCGACGUGGAGUAAACAAAAUAGAGCCGAGUAAGAUAAAUGAGAAAAAUGGGACGAAAGUAUAUUCCAUAAAAAUAACACAUUUGACAGAAAAUAAAAUCCCAGAGGAGUACUUCAAGUACAACCUGCCUCCCGAACCAAUAUACCCCUACAUCACUGUGCCGAAUAAUUUAUACACGAGGCAAACAAAAGAUGAGCAAUCCGAAGGAGAGAACCCCCCAAGUGGAGGAAACAAAAUAGAUGAUGAAAAAUAUCCAGAAAAUGCGACAGAAAUAGGAAAAAUGACCUCAGAUGAAUUCUCCAAAUGGAAUGAAGAAAAAAUAAAAAAAAUGAAAGACUUGCCUGAACCAAGUAUUGAGGAUUAUAUUGAAGAUACAAAUUUUAAGAAAUAUGUUCAUCCGUGUUUGAUUAAAAGAGUUUCUCCAAAGGAUAAACACAAAGUACAUCACUCGUUGUUGUCCCUUAUUGACCCAAAGGUAGAAUAUUCCAUUAUAGACUGCUUUGAUGAAAAUGAUGAAGAAAAUGACCUCACCGAAUAUGAUGCAGCGUUCAGGGGAAUAGCACCCUGGCCCACCACAGAUGAACUAAGAAGGAAUGAAAAUAACUACCAAUUUGAAAAAACGGAUCUUGAGGUGGAAUACAACAUAACGUAUGACAAGGUGGGGUAUCAGGAGUUUAGGCAAAAGCUGCUUGCGGAGAGGAUGCAAGAUGGUGGAAGGGAGGCCAGUACCGGGGGGGAAGAAGCCAAUAUCGCCGGGGAAGAAGCCAGUACCGCCGGGGAAGAAGCCAGCACCGGGGGGGAAGAACCCAAUACUCGCAGGAAACACCCAACCGAUGGAGAACCCCUUGGUGGCCAACCCAACGAGAACGUCCCUCCAGCUGUGACCGUCGAAGACAUAAGAAAGUUAUACUUCAAGAAGGAGAUCAAAACGUUGAGGGAGGCAAAGGAAGAAAUGGCCAAAUGGGGAGAACGGAAAACGGACUCGAGGAGCACAUGGACGUUGACGGAGGACGAACUGAAGUUGCUACCCGAGAGGUUCAGGCGACUGUACCAGGAGAAGAGAAGGGAGAAAUUGGAGCAGUCCAGGGAGGAGAAGCGGAGGGAGGAGAAGCGGCAGAGGGGGGAGCUGCGGGACGAGUUCUCCUUGUGGGAUGAGAAGGGACUGUCCAGCAUAGAGAAGUUGCGCGCAGAGGAGAGCGGCGAGACGAGCGGCGACCCCACCGCAGAUCUGCUGCCUCAUCAAGCGGAGCACCCCCCAACGAGUGGAGAGCACAUUCUGCACAGUGUUAGAUUACUUGAGGAAAACGUGCUAUACACAAAGGCCAAAUCGCCAGUGGAAAAUAUGCUAUACGAGUGGGACGAUUCGCUGAGCUGCAAAUGGAGAAAGAGAGCUGAAGAAGUGAUACGAGAUGUCAUCAUGUAUGAUUAUCCUAUGAAAGAAGUUAGAAGACCAUCCAAGUUGGACCUUUACGAUGUCACAUGGUAUGCCGGCAAGGUCGAAGUGUUUGUCACUGUAGACAAAACGCAGGGAAAAAAUUACAAAAUAACUUUAUUCGACUUGAAGCAGCUAGUCAAAAAAAUUGCAGAAAGGUUAAAAGAACUUGAAAUUGAUGAAGAAAUUGUUAUUUUACCAUUUUUUGAGUUAGUCGUUUCGUCUCUACCCAGUAAAAAUAUCCUUGUGUGUAGGAAGGACUGGUGUAGUCAUGCUGGCAAAGAAGUCACCGUUUUUUUUAAGGAGAAUAUGUAUCCUCCGUUAGAAGGUAUACUUCUUGGAUCUCCUAGCGUCUUUCAUUUAAUUAUAAACGUUAAUUAUGAGAGGAUAGAAAAUUUGGAUAUUCAUACCAUCGAUAAGGUGAUCCUGAGAGACAGCAAGGAUGAACUUGGGGGUCAUAUUGUACUUAAGGCUGCAAUGGAGAACAAAGAGGGGGGAAAAUCCGAACCAGUUGGAGGAGCCCCUAGUGGGGGUGAUUCAAAAAGGGAGAAUUUACCUGCUCCUGAAGGAGACUCCGAAAUUGCUGCUCCUGAAGGGGACUCCGAAAUUGCUGCUCCUUUGGACGGUGAAGAUGAGGAAGACGAGGAAGACGAGGAGGUGAUCACCAGGAGGACAGGCUUCGAUGAACUGCAGAAGUUGAAGGACAUCGAGCGGGUGGGCACUAGUCCGCUUCGCACCAGCCAACUUCGCAGUAGCCAACUGCACACCGGCCAACUUCGUACUAGCCAACUGCACAAUAAUCAACUGCGCACUGACCAGCUGCGCACUGACCAGCUGCGUGGGGGCGAGGACGCCGACCCGGUUGGGGGUGAAAGCGGCGCGCGUACCAACCUUGACGGCAUCAGCCGGGUUAGCGGCAUUAACCGAUUGGGUGACGAUGACGACGCAGCUAGGAUGCAAAAUGAGGCCCUCGAGGAGGACGAAGAGGAGAGCGACGAGUAUGAAGACGAUGAGUCGUAUGACGACGUCGCGGAUGGAGGGGACGAUGAUGGAGGGGAUAUUUACGGAGGCCACAAUGAUGGAGGUGGCUCAGACGAGGGGGACGUCUACGGAGGUGACGAGGAUGAUUACAUGCCAGGGGGGUGA
This is a messenger RNA of Plasmodium cynomolgi strain B, 2634 nucleotides long. RefSeq lists its product as hypothetical. The transcript has 3 exons. The record is from RefSeq and is a predicted model, not a curated record. The coding region runs from base 1 to 2634 and encodes 877 amino acids. NCBI's taxonomy places the organism in Eukaryota, Apicomplexa, Aconoidasida, Haemosporida, Plasmodiidae.